CCCUAGUUCUAGAAAAGAAACGUGGAUUGAAUUAGGGAUUAAACAAAUCCCCAAUUUCUGCUCGUGCUUAUACCUCUGUUCCGUCAAUCACUCGUCAUCGUCAUGGCAACGUCUCAAAACUCGCUGAAGAAGUAUUUUUCCAAAGUACCAAAAUCAAAUUUGGCCUCUCAUAAUCAACCUAAUCGGGAAGAAAAUGUCAAUCAAUCGGAAGUACCAUUGCAUUCUUCUCAAAGACAAGAAACUGAUUUAGAGAAUGCCAAUCAAUCGGAAGUACCAUUGCAUUCGUCUCAAAGACAAGAAAUUGAUUUAGAUUCUUUAGAGUAUGAUCCGGCGAAAAGAACUCAAAUCUUGGACUAUCAUCCAAACGAUCGUGAUGUAAUUAGGAGAGCAUACAUUCGACAAGGUCCUUGUCAACCUGAGAAUCAUAUCUUUCCUCCAACAGAUUUUUAUGGAGAUAUGCGCCGUUUUAAUCCUAAAUGGUUUCAGGAAUAUCCUGAUUGGUUGGAGUAUAGCGUAAGUAACGAUGCAGCAUAUUGUUUGUAUUGUUAUUUAUUUAAAGAUAGUAACAUUCAUCAAGGUGGAGGUGAUGUAUUUUCGACCAUUGGGUUUAAGAGUUGGAAUAAAAAGAAAAGUUUGUGGAUACACGUUGGUAAGUCAAAUAGCAUUCAUAACCAAGCAAAAAAAAGAUGUGAAGAUCUAAGUCGACAACAACAGUCUAUUAUAUCUGCAUUUGGGAGGGGGCAAUCUGAUCAAUUUAAGCAUGAGUACUGGCUUCGCUUAACUGCUUCAAUUGAUGUAGUAAGACUUCUUGUGAAUCAAGGAUUUGCAUUUCGGGGUCAUGAUGAGUCUAAAUCAUCACUUAAUAGGGGUAAUUUUCUUGAAAUUCUCUCAUGGUAUGCGAAACACUGUGAUAAAAUUCAUGAUUAUGUAUUGGAACAUGCUCCUCAGAAUGACCGAAUGACCUCUCCAAUGAUUCAAAAAGAUAUUGUGACUGCAUGUAAGAUAGAGACCAUCAAAGCUAUCAUUGAGGAAUUAAAUGGUGACUAUUUUGCCUUAUUAGUUGAUGAAUCUUUUGAUGUGUCACGUAAGGAACAAAUGGUUGUUGUUUUACGAUAUAUUGAUCGAAAGGGAUAUGUGAUGGAGCGAUUGAUUGAUAUUGUACAUGUUCAAGAUACUAGUGCUUUAUCUCUAAAGAGUGCAAUUGUCAAUUUACUUUCUCAACAUUCAUUGAGUCUAUCUUAUGUGCGCGGGCAAUGUUACGAUGGGGCAAGCAAUAUGCAAGGUGAGAUAAAAGGCCUUAAAAAGUUGAUUAGGCAAGAAAGUUUCUCAGCACAUUCUAUUCAUUGUUUUGCUCAUCAACUUCAACUAACUCUUGUUGCGGUUUCUAAAAAAUGUAUUCAUGUGGGGGAACUUGUAUUAUUAGUUUCAAAUGUUUUGAAUGUGUUGGGAGCUUCUUUUAAGCGUAUGGAUGAAUUUCGAGAAUCUCAAAAAGAAAGAAUUCAAGAGGCAUUAGAUAUGGGUGAACUUACAACAGGUAGAGGCUUGCAUCAAGAACUUGGUCUUAUAAGAGCUGGUGAUACUCGUUGGGGAUCUCACUACAAAUCUUUUUGUAAUUUUAUUCUUAUGUUUUGUUCUAUUAUUGAUGUUCUUGAUGCACUUGUUGUUGAUGCAUAUUCUCCAGAUGAAAGUGCUAAGGCAACAGGAUAUCUUGAAGCUUGUCAAACAUUUAAGAUUGCUUUUAUGUUGCAUUUGAUGAGAGAUAUCUUAGGAAUCACAAGAUGA
Messenger RNA from Lycium ferocissimum, 1782 nucleotides. RefSeq lists its product as uncharacterized. The transcript has 2 exons. The record is from RefSeq and is a predicted model, not a curated record. NCBI's taxonomy places the organism in Eukaryota, Viridiplantae, Streptophyta, Magnoliopsida, Solanales, Solanaceae. The coding region runs from base 103 to 1782 and encodes 559 amino acids.